AUGCCGCGACAAAUCCUACUCAUCAACGGUCCCAACCUCAACCUCCUGGGCACCCGCGAGAAGCACAUCUACGGUGCCACUACACUCGACGAUGUCGUCUCGCAGGCGCAGUCGCAAGCCAAGGCGCUCGACGCGCACGUUGAAGCCUUCCAGUCCAACCACGAGGGCGCCAUCGUGGACCGGAUCCACGCAGCGCGGGGCGUGGCCGACGUCGUCGUCAUCAACCCGGGCGCCUACACACACACCAGCGUCGCCAUCCGCGACGCGCUGCUGGGCGUCGAGCUGCCGUUCGUGGAGGUGCACGUGUCCAACGUGCACGCGCGGGAGGAGUUUCGGAGGACGAGCUACCUGAGCGACAAGGCCGAGGCAGUGGUCUGCGGGCUGGGUGUGUUUGGGUACGCGGCGGCGAUUGAGUUUGCGGCCAAGCAUGUCAAGCUGAAGAGCGACAAGGCGCAUUUGUAA
Molecule: messenger RNA, 462 nt
Organism: Cordyceps fumosorosea ARSEF 2679
Lineage: Eukaryota; Fungi; Ascomycota; Sordariomycetes; Hypocreales; Cordycipitaceae
Product: 3-dehydroquinate dehydratase
Exons: 1
Coding region: 1-462 (153 amino acids)
Biological process (GO): quinate catabolic process
Molecular function (GO): 3-dehydroquinate dehydratase activity
Source: RefSeq, a predicted model, not a curated record